Molecule: messenger RNA, 3703 nt
Organism: Scatophagus argus
Lineage: Eukaryota; Metazoa; Chordata; Actinopteri; Scatophagidae
Gene: s100p
Product: calcium-activated potassium channel subunit beta-2
Exons: 5
Coding region: 531-1358 (275 amino acids)
Biological process (GO): detection of calcium ion; potassium ion transport
Cellular component (GO): membrane; voltage-gated potassium channel complex
Molecular function (GO): calcium-activated potassium channel activity; potassium channel regulator activity
Source: RefSeq, a predicted model, not a curated record
AACAUUUUCAUGUUCACGUUCUAUCAACGCCAACCACGCAGCGCAGCCACCUCCCACAUCCACGGUGACAGAUGUUGAUGAGGCUGACGUAAACUACCCUGUUGUGGAGACCUGACACCUGACACAGACUUGUGGGUCAUUAUUUGGAGAAUGGCCCUAGACGAUGGAUGGUUAUUGACAGGUUCCCUUUUGUGUCCUCAUUUUUCAUUGUUUUUCUUUUUGCUAAGCAGAAUCUGUGGGUUUUUUGUUUGAACUUUGUUUUUGUUUUGUUUUGUUUUCCAGACAAACAACAAAGGUUUAGGUUUUCUUUUUAAGCUCUAUAGUUCAACUUAUUUUUGUUUUUCUCUGUUCUCUAUCUAACAUAUAAGUUCCUCAAAGCUGGAUAUUUUAACACAGGAAAAUCAUUUUUAAAAAGAGACUGCUGAAACCUCAGUCAGACAGCAGUCAGAAUCAUCAUGUGCACUAAAUGAAAGGAAUAGUGUGGAUGAACACAAGCCCAUGGGUGGAGGUGUUGUAAAGUGCAAGCUGACAUGUUAGGAGACAACUGCUCCGACAGCCUGACCAUUGACUUUUGUUCGACACCACCUUCAGAAAUCGGGUGGGUCACCCACUCUGACAGCAACGGUGGACUACAAUUUCCUCAUUCCUCACAUACAAUGUUCCUGUGGGCAGGAAGUAAAGCAACAGAUGGUAGAAGUGACCGCAGAUCCAUCUACCAGAAGAUUCGCGAAUAUGAAGUUCUGGACAAGAGGAAGACAGUGACAGCUCUGAGGGCAGGGGAGGACAGAGCCAUACUGCUGGGUCUCAGCAUGGUCUUUGUCUCUGUCAUGAUGUAUUUUGUCCUGGGAAUCACCAUACUGCGCUCUUACUCUGACAGCGUAUGGACGGAUGAGGCUAGCUGCACUAUUGUAAACUCCACCAUCGUGUGGCAUGUAAACUGUUCAUACAGCUGUGGAGCAGAGUGCUGGAAAAGUUCCCGUUAUCCCUGUCUCCAGGUCUACGUCAGUCUCAACUCCUCAGGAAAGGUGAUACGACUGUUGCACAACGAGGAGACACAGGACAGCAACCCUGAGUGCUUCUACAUCCCAAAAUGCCGUAAGGAUUAUGCAACCACACAUGCAAUUGUUCAGAACAUUUCUGAGCGUCUUAGGUCCCAGCACACAAUUCAGUGUUUUGUGGACCCGACAGAUAGAAUGGACAGUGCCAUCCUGACGCAGAUCUACGGCCAGGUCGCCGUCUUCCACUCCCUGUUCUGGCCAACUUGCACCUUGAUUGGAGGAGCCAUCAUUAUCGCCUUGGUGAAGCUAACCCAAUACCUAUCAGUCAUGAGUGAGCGAAUAAACCGCAUAAAGAGGUGAAGGGUAAAGUUAGACCGUAAGUUCAAAGGGAAGUCCCCCUUUAAAAGGACACAGGGACAACUGGAUGGGGCUCAGACUGAAAGACAGAGAGGAGGGACAGCUGACAUGUCUGUUGUGGAUUCCAGAGCAUGUCUCAGUGACAAUCAAAACGCGACUAGAAAGACAAGCAUAUAUUUUGGAGACAGGGUUGAAAUCCAGAUUUGAAGAUAAACUGAUACUGGUUAGGCCUGCUGGUGGUUGAAACUCAUUUCCAUUAUUUUUGUUGGUCAGUUAUCAGUUUUGAAAGGAUGUAUACAAAUGUGACAUAAUGUUUCUAAGUGCCUGUUCUGCAUUCAGUAUCUUUGCUGAAUCUUUGCAAUGAUAGUUGUUGAAGAGUAGUUCAACAUUUUAGGAAAUUACGCUUAUCUUCUUUCCAAGCAUAAGGUGAGAAAAUGGGUACCGCUCUUGUAUUUGUUCUUCUGUAAUGAUACCACAUGCAGCAGCCAGUUAGCUUAACCAAGCACAAAAACUCUAAGGAUGGAGGGGAAACAGCUAUGGUAACAAAAUCUGCUCACCAGCACCACUAACUACACUUUCUAGUUAACACUUUAUAUCUUGUUUGUUUGAUACACGCUUUUCCUACGUUAUCUUUGUGCAAAGAUUAUAGCUUCUGGCUGUAGCAUAAUAUACAGCAUACAGAUGUGACAGUGGUGUCAAUCUUAUCAACUAACUCCUGACAAGAACUCAAGUAAAUAUAUUUUCCAAAAUGUUGAAUUAUUUCUUUAAGACAGAUUUUCUUAUACUGCAGAUUAAUACUGUCCUAGUCUCCAUAUGGGGUCUCUAAGGGGUGUUACUGUCCCUGUGUCUUAGGAGGAGAGAAUUUGCUGUUUGGAUCUCACGUGGUGGUGCUUUACCAGCCACUGCUCUCAUAUUAGAAAAUGUGUGUAUACUGAGUUAUACUUGCAGCUGAACUUCUAGGAUUCCCAGAGGAUUUCCAGCUUUGAUAAUGUACAGCUCUGCAUGCAGAACACUUUCAGAAAGGGGCCUCCAAAAGAUGAAACCUAUAAAAGUUAUUUUCUACUACUGGGCUUAAUCAUGCUGAGCAGUGCUAACUCACAGCUGCACACACCAGUUCUGCCUGUGAUUGAUUUGAAAUUUUCUAUCAAACAUGUAUUGAUUCAUGAAUGAUUGUAUUAUCAAAUAAACACAAUGUACCUGCUACCUCUUGAUGAUGACGUUUGACCUGUCAAUUUUUAAUUACACUUAUUCUGAAAGUGUCGCAGUGAUAUCAUGUCAUUUGGAAUAUGUGAAGUAUUUUAAGAUCACAGACAGUUUGACCAGCCUUGCCAUUGGCUGGAUGGUCUGUAUCAUCGUGGAUUGGGGAGGCAAUGUUGUAUAAUAAGUCUAAUCAGUCCAGCUGCUGUGGACAUCCAAGGAGGGCAGAAGUCAAGGUGCAGCGACCGAGCCAGUGUUAUCAAGAGUGCUACAGGAACAGGAGCUGUCAUGGUUGUUGAGGAGUUUAUGCAGGGCCAAUAUACCUGGAGGAAUUUAAUUAAAUGGCUAAAUUGGUUUAAAUUAGUUAGUCAGUGUGGCCACACAGAAUUGAAUGAAUGUUUGAUGAGAUGUCAUUUAGAAAAAUAACAAACAUGUCUAUAUUUUGUGAAUGAAUAUGCACACUGAUCCAUCAGCGAUGGUGCUUACAUGCUUACAGGUGCAUCAAUUCUGUGCAAUCAUUUUUUUCUUGUUUUGCUAUCUCUAUCACUGUAAAUUCUGUCUGUAUCCUGGCCUGGCUUUUCCUCAAGAAGGGGACAAGGAGAGUCUUGAGGAAUGAGUUCCUUUCAGCAGCUUCCUCUGAAUUUCUUUUAAAUUCUCUGGAUUUUUCUCAAAGCUCUCUCUCUCUCUCUCUCUCUCUCUCUCCACACUGCUAUUAAUAAAACUGUCUUGGACAAAUACUGACUCCUUUAUUAACCCAGUUAAAUAUGAACAUUUGUGUUAAGUUUUUAAUUGUAAAUGUUAAAUGUCCCCAUACUUACCAUAAUUUCCAGAAAACCAAAAACGUAGGACAUGAUUUCAGUGUUGCUGGUGGUAAUUACAGACCUGGCUAUGUGGUCAUUUAUUCCCUCAGGAGCUUCAGUCGAACUAUAAUCAAACUGCACUUCCUUGUUCUCCAUGCUUUUGUGUAUGCUUUUUAGUGUGCCUACAAUGGAUAAGCUAAUCGUGACUAUUAAAUUAAUAAUUAAUUUGACAUUCAUGUAAUCUCCCUCAACUUGAGUCAUGAACAUGAUCAGGUCAUGUGCAUGUUGUAUACACCGCAGAGUCUCUUCUUCUGUUCAAAAACAAAGUAACCACAGUUGCUCAUACACAGC